AUGGCGGAUAAGGAUACUUUCUUAACCACCACAAGGCAGGAAUACAAAUGGCCUUACGCGAAGCCGAUAGUUGCAGGACCCUCCCAACCACCCAUUACAACAAAGCCCAAUAACCAUUAUGUAGCACAGUUAGUUGAACCGUACUGCCACUGCGAUGCACAUCUUUACGAACCUGAAAUGGGUAGGUACAAAAAAUUGGCCAACAAAGAAAAACGCUUGUAUCAGGAGUUAGACGAACUCAACAAAGAGAUGGCUACCUUAGCUGGUGGAAUCAUUGACCACCCCUGCGACAACGAUGACAUCAAAAUGGAAACCAUCUACCAAACCGACUACAUCAAAAGAGGAUUGCCUUUGGCGUCUUACAGGAAACUGAUGCCUGCGAUAGAUUCCCCAACUGGUGUACCAGUUAAAGGGGAGACCGUCGGUCUGGGCAGUGGUUACAGAGAUCCAACGAAAUUCAGAUACAGUGCGUUCACAAAGCCGAUGGUUAAUGUCUGUCCUCAAGUCACGUUCACAAGAACUCCGACUCUGGUUGACGAAUGGUUCGCUCCAAGAACUGGUACAACAGAGUAUCAUGACAAUAUCAGCAACAUGGCCAUGAACAUAUUGAAGAGCACUCAACAAUAUGCCGAACCUUUACCUUCAUCCAGGCGAAAACGAGGGGAUUUGUGUACAUAA
Messenger RNA from Anoplophora glabripennis (Asian longhorned beetle), 678 nucleotides. RefSeq lists its product as uncharacterized. The transcript has 5 exons. The record is from RefSeq and is a predicted model, not a curated record. Bases 1 to 678 code for a protein of 225 amino acids. NCBI's taxonomy places the organism in Eukaryota, Metazoa, Arthropoda, Insecta, Coleoptera, Cerambycidae.